Trichomycterus rosablanca is the source of this 1130-nucleotide messenger RNA. RefSeq names its product izumo sperm-egg fusion protein 1. The coding region runs from base 75 to 1106 and encodes 343 amino acids. Gene Ontology annotation, molecular function: protein binding involved in heterotypic cell-cell adhesion; signaling receptor binding. Gene Ontology annotation, biological process: heterotypic cell-cell adhesion; sperm-egg recognition; fusion of sperm to egg plasma membrane involved in single fertilization. The transcript has 10 exons. The record is from RefSeq and is a predicted model, not a curated record. Gene Ontology annotation, cellular component: acrosomal membrane; plasma membrane. Lineage: Eukaryota; Metazoa; Chordata; Actinopteri; Siluriformes; Trichomycteridae.
GAUAAAGAAAAAAGAGAAAAAACUGGACUGUCAUUGUGUAUAACAGGAUUUCAGCAAUGCUUUGAUGUGACAGCAUGAAUCCUGGACCAUUUUUUCUUGGCUGGUGUUUCCUUAUGAGUUUUAUUCCCACUGCGAGGUUGUGUCUACAGUGCGACAGUGUUAUUCGCAAUAUGCAUGAAGACUUCAUCUCCUCAAGGACGAAAAUUACUGUCCAGCAGCAGAUGGAUUUGAAGAAUAUCGUUGAUCAUGCAUAUGUCACUUACCAGGACACCAGCAGAGAGCUCUCUGGAGUCAUUGAUCCCACCACUCUGUACCGAGCACAAACCGAAUACCAGAGUGAAUUCAGAAGACACUGGCAGAAACCCAACACUGACUCUAUACAGUCGCACAUGACCAAGAUUGUGGAGAAAGGAAAGAGAAUUCUGAAAAAACAUCUGAACAUUUUUGUUGAAGAAGGGCUGUGUCCCAAUAAAUGUGGUUUGCUGUUUCAGAGUGUGAUGGAUUGCUCUACCUGCAAGUACACGUUGCAUACAUGCCAGUCAGAAACACCACCGAAAGACUGCGGAGGGCAGCGUUUGGAAGCGGGUGAGACUGAGCAGGUGGUGUUGGAUUGUUAUCUACCCUGGCACAGUUUGGUAGUUGGAAAGGCCAAGUAUUACUACUUCUGGAAACAGGGAGCAAGAAAUUUUACAGUGGAGGAUCGGUUUGAUGUCCUGGUGGUGACUCAGGAUUCCAAAAUCGUGUUGAACCAGCUGAGUGUGAGUGAACAGGGAGUGUAUCGCUGCUUCCUGCUGGAUAGACACGGCAUUACACUUUCACACAUGCACUUCAUCCUCACAGUCAUUCCAUUACCCAGUAGCAGCCCAAGCUCAAUCCCAACACUCCCCUCCCUCCCCAGUGUUGAUUUCAGACCGGUCCGAUUGCACAGAGACACUCUCAUCAUCACCCUCGCUGUUCUCACCGUACUGAGCCUCUCCGCCAGUCUCGCCAUCAUCCUGCACUCCGGAAUAAGGGUGAGGCGAGAGACGAAGACCAGAGAGCAACAUGAUGACCAGAGAGAGAACAGCCAGGAGGAGACAUCAUCAGAAGACAAAAUACACAGUUGAAAUUAAACAUUACAUACACUUGUA